Porites lobata is the source of this 699-nucleotide messenger RNA. The record is from the annotation of a GenBank genome assembly. NCBI's taxonomy places the organism in Eukaryota, Metazoa, Cnidaria, Anthozoa, Scleractinia, Poritidae.
AUGGAGACUAAAUUGGAAACUGAGGCGUUUCGAUCUGUUUCGAAGGAAGAAGAGCUUCAGAGAGCCAAGUGGUAUAAAGAAGACUUAGAGAAAGGCGAUGGAUGGACUGAAGCGGCCACGGGUCCCGGUUAUACCUACUGGAUUAAGACAAUAGACGCUGACGAAGUUCCCAUUAAGAUAGUUUACACUAUUGACAUGCCCUUCCCCGCUGCAGUUUUUAUGAAGUUGUUGGAUCCCCAGAAUCUAGCAGCUCGUACUGAUUGGGACAAAGCUUUCGUCGACCAUGAGAUUGUAGAAGCCUACCCUAACAAUGGCGGAUAUGUGACGUACAUGCGAGCAGUUUUAUCUUUCCCACUGGUAGACCGAUCGUUCGUUUUGUAUCUUCCACCAAGUACAGAGGUCGACUGGUAUGGAAAACGUGCACAUUUUUCGUUGAUCAAACACGCAUGGCACCCAGCAAAGCCCGAAGGCGAAGAUGGCGUAGUACGAGCGACAAAUGGUGGCAACUUCUACGUGGUGAUGCCAGAUGAGGAGCGACCAGAAGGUGCAUGCAGGGUGUUCGGAUUAACCAACAACCUCUACAAUGGGUGGAUUCCUAAACGUAACAUGGAAUGGAUGCAGAGGAGAGUUGUACCCAAAAAAUUCAACGAGUGGCGAGAAAAUAUGGUGGAGGGUUAUAAAAAGUAUUUUAAUAAUUGA